AAUGACAAGAAUUCCAUACUUAAGAGAUAUGUUCAAUCGUUCACGGACAGUAAAGAUUUUCGAGUUUGACAGUUUCAAAUACAACCUUCACUAUCCAACAACUGGUAUAUAGAUUAGAACGUUGGUUUUCCAGUUGGAUUGAUUUUAUAUUUGUAUUUUUGGGGGACCGUUACAGCUUGCUGUUCGGUUUGAGUGAAGGACCCGUGCUGAAGACCGUAUUUUGAUAUAUAAUGGUUUACUUUAUAAAAAAAAUUGCGACUUGGAUGGAGAGUUGAUUUAUUUGCAGUCCUACCAUAUUUUGUUAUAUAUAUAUGUAACACGCCCAAACGUGUCCUUCACCCCAAACGUGUCCGAUUCCCCCAAACGUGUCUUCUCUCCCUAACCGUGUCCGAAAUGUACAAUAUUCCCCAAACGUGUCCGAAUUCAUAACCCCCAAACGUGUCCGAUAAAUGUUAUUCGCCAAAACGUGUCCAAUAUUUAACGCCAGAACGUCUCAUGUCUUUUAGCGUAUUAAAAUACAUGUAUCUCCUAAAUAAAAUCGCUGAUAAUGUUUACGGCAAUUUUAUAAUAGGGACACGGGUGACAAAGUUUUCAUUUAUUAGCUUUAGUUGAUUAAAUGUAGGUUUUUAAUGAAUAUCAUAAUUCAAAAUUUAAUCUGUAAUUGUUAAUUAAUAUUUGACUGAAAUUGCUUAUUGUUCAGUUGCAAGUAUUUCAAACUCAUUUUGGGCGAUCCUGCACCUUAUUAAAGAGUUGAAUUAAUUGAUGACUUUGUAAAUUAUUUUGUACUUAUAAACUCCGAUGAUGCUUUUUAAUAUUUAUCCGAAUAUUGCCUGGCGGGCGAUAAGUAGCAUUUUUUAAAAACUUUUUUUAAUAGAUCUUCAUCUGAAUUUGUGUUUAUUUCAAAAAUUCAUCAAAUCAUAAACUGGUUAUCCGUUUUUUUUAUAUAUAUAAAUUUUAGGUUUCCAGCAUCACUAAAGACACACGAUCAAGAGCCAUAACGUCCAGUGCCAAAUAGGUCAUUCAUUGGUUUUAUAGAUUCUUUUUAUUUAUAUAAAUGUUAUGUGAUCAACACCGGUAAUUAGUGGUUACCGUAAUUGCAAAUUUAAUUUGUACUGUAUAAAUUCACUUUUUAGACUGCUGAUAGCGUAUUGUCAAGUUGCAAGUACUCUAUGCAUAUUUAGAGCGAAAUAGUUUUACAUUUGCUGUAUAAAUUAACUUUAGACUGAUAACGUAUUUCCAGUUGCAAGUAUUUCAUGCAUAUUUAGAGAACAUACAUGUUUUAAUGAUUUUACUGUUCUAUACUGUUUAAAUUGUCUUUAAACUGAUGAUUGCGUAUUGUCAAGUUGCAAGUAUUUCAUGCAUAUUUAGAGAGAACAUAGGUUACAAGUUUUUAUUUUUUUUUUACAUUUGUACUGUAUCAAUUUACUUUAGACUGUUGAUCGUCCAGUUGCCGGUGUUUCACAAUAUUUAGAGAGAACAUACAAAUUUUAAUGUGCAGAGAAAGGGACACAUUCAUCCGUUAACUGUACAAUUUAAGUAAACAUGUUUGCAUACAAUUUACAUUCGACGUAGCCGAAAUGACGCCCCCACUUUUACCCAGUUUUCUCGGCUGGUUUAAAAAAAUACCUUAUCUAUAUUUUUAAUGAAAUGGUAAAAUUAGUAUACAUUAAUGGAAUAGCAAUAACCAAAUAACGCUUGAUAUGGACACAUUUUUAGGAUUGGACACGUUUGGGGGUUCGUUGAGAAAUGGACACGUUUGGGCGUUUAUACAAAUCACACGCUUUGGCGAUGUUAUUAACUAGACAUGUUUUACAAUUCAGUGACGUCAUUGUGGACACGUUUGGGGGGAAGGACACGUUUCUGAGUGUUACAAAAAAAAUUGCGACUUUGAUGGAGAGUUGAUUUAUUUGCAGUCAUACCAUAUUUUGUUAUAUAAUAUAUAAAGGUCGUAAAGAUACUAUGCGGAUAAAUCUAUCGGGUUUCAAGAGCUAAAUUGACAGCGCGUCAUCACCACAAUGUCUUCCAUUCUUACAAUAAUAAAAAAUAUUUAACGUAAUUGGGAGAUUAUAUUGACAGUAAAAUUAACGGUACCAAUUUUCUUGAACCAGAUGCGCAUUUCGACAAUACAUGUCUCUUCAGUGAUGCUCGUGGCCAAAAUAUUUGCAAUCCAAAGCUUAUCUAAAAGAUGAAGAGCUAUAAUCCAAAAGGUUCAAAAAGUAUAGCCAAAUCCGUGAAAGGAAUCAGAGCUUUGCAUGAGGGAGAUACAUUCCUUAAGUUGACAAAGUAGAAUCAUGUCUGGUCAGUUAAAAUGUAAUAAUAGUUAUCAAAGGUACCAGGAUUAAAUUUUAGUACACCAGACGCGCGUUUCGUCUACAUACAACUCAUCAGUAAAGCUCAUAUCAAAAUAUUUAAAAAGCCAAACAAGUACAAAGUUGAAGAGCAUUGAGGAUCCAACAUUCCAAUAAAGUUGUGCCAAAUACGGCUAAGGUAAUCUAUUCCUGAGAUAGGAAAAUCCUUAGUUUUUCGAUAAAUUCAAAGUUUUGUAUACAGGAAAUUUCUAAAAAUGACCACAUAAAUGAUAUUCAUGUCAACACCGAAGUGCUGACUACUGGGCUGGUGAUUCCAGCGGGGACGAAACUUCCACCAGCAGUGGCAUCGAACCAGUGGUGUAAAAAGUUAUCAAAGGUACCAGGAUUAUAAUUUAGUAUGCCAGACGCGCGUUUCGUCUACAUAAGACUCAUCAGGGACGCACAUAUCAAAAUAGUUAAAAAGCCAAACAAGUACAAAGUUGAAGAGCAUUGAGGAUCCAACAUUCCAAAAAAGUUGUGCCAAAUACGGCUAAGGUAAUCUAUUCCUGGGAUAAGAAAAUCCUUAGUUUAUCGAUAAAUUCAAAGUUUUGUAUACAGGAAAUUUCUAAAAAUGACCACAUAAUUGAUAUUCAUGUCAACACCGAAGGGCUGACUACUGGGCAGGUGAUACCCGCGGGGACGAAACGUCCACCAGCAGUGGCAUCGACCAAGUGGUGUAAAUAGUUAUCAAAGGUACCAGGAUUAUAAUUUGGUACGCCAGACGCGCGUUUCGUUUACAUAAGACUCAUCAGUGACGCUCAUAUCAAAAUAGUUAAAAAGCCAAACAUGUACAAAAUUGAAGAGCUUUGAGGAUCCAAUAUUCACAAAAAGUUGUGCCAAAUACGGCUAAGGUAAUCUAUUCCUGGGAUAAGAAAAUCCUUAGUUUUUAAGACAAUUCAUUGAUUAAAAAUAAACAAUGAAUAUGUUGUUACAAGCAAAUAUAACUUAAUUUCACCUAAAAAGCUUAAUUCGUAUUUUUUUUGUAGAUCGCAACAAAGCAGUCAUAUCGAUAAUGACAUUGUUAUUAGCAUACUUGUCUGUGUGUAUAGUUGUUCUUAUAAUUAAGCGGUUAGGAAUCCAAUGUUGUAGAAAAAUCCAGACACGACUUACAAAAAACCUGAAAGUAACAAACAGGAAUGAACAUUUAACUGCAAUCAAAGAUGGAACAGAGAUAAGACGUUACGUUAGAAUUCAAGUUAUUGGUAAAGAUGGAGUUGGCAAGUCAAGUCUUGUACGUAGAUUAGUUGGAGAUUCUAAUAUGAAAGUAAACAGCACGGAUGGAAUCGAUAUUGUUAAAAAGUGCCAAAUAAGAACAACUGAUGGUAAAUGGGUCAUUGGUAGAGUUGAAACAGAGAGGAAGAAAAUAAUAAACCGGAUACUGGAGACUCUACACAAAGAACAAAAACAAAGUGCACUAGCUUCUUUCGUCCAAGAAAGUCUAGCUGAAAAUGAGAACAACGUUAAAGAAAGAAUUUCGUCUAAAGGACCGCUGUCUGAAAUGGAAAGGAAACUAGAGAACCACCCUCCAACUGUUUCAAUCGACAAAUCAUUGAAAAAUGAAAACACAAUUAACAUAAUGGAGACUGCCACCUCAAUUGCAGACAAAUCUAAUAUUGACAAACCUUUAAAAGAUAGUGUUAUCCCGUCUACUACUGAUUUUCAAAACUCCAAAGAUUCAAUACAAAUUGACGAUAUGAGGGAAAAGAUUUUGGAACAAAUGGAUCAAAUUCUUGAUAAAGUUCAGAAAGAUCAAGACAAAAUGGCAUCUGAGAGUUUAGUAGAAUGUGGUAUCUGGGAUUUUGCAGGUCAGAAAGACUAUUAUGCCACACAUCAAACUUUUUUGAAUCCACAUGCUAUCUAUCUUCUUGUUACAAAUAUAUCUGACGACAUAUCAGCUACAGACGAUGAUACAAACUUUGAUUCAAUUGAAGAAUACAUUGACUUUUGGUUCGACAGUAUUCACUGUUUACGUACUAGUUCUCUGGGACCUGGUUUAUAUCCACCCGUCAUUGUAGUGUGCACCCAUAUUGACGAGUAUAAAACAGAACAAGAGAUUGAAGAUAGAAAAAAAGAAUAUAUCAAAAAGUUUAAAGAUUGUUUUGGAGAUCAAGAUAAAGCUAAUCACAAUAGAGGCAUCUACUUUAUUUCUAACACAGAAUUUCUUAAAAGCGACUUUAACGAAUUGAAAAACAAAAUUUCUGAUGUUGCCAAAAAUAUGAUGUAUUUUGCCGAGGAACUGCCUAUGAAUUGGAUUCGACUUGAACAUGCGUUAAGUGUGCUGAAAGACGACUCGAAACAGAAUAUAUUGUCAUGGCAGACUUUUGUAGAAUUAGCCCAAAUGCUUUCUAUUAAAGAAAAAGAACUUCUUCCUUUCCUAACUUACCAGCAUAAAAUUGGGAACAUUAUUUUUUUCACUGACAUGAAGGAAUAUAUCAUUUUACGGCCAGAUUGGUUAGUAAAGUGUUUCAGGUGCCUAGUAUGCGAUAAUCAUCCACACAAAAGAAAUAUUGAAAUAGUUCAGUUAACUGAUUGGCACAAUCUGGAAAAGACAGGACAAUUAUCAGAUAAUAUUAUCGAUAGGCUUUUUGAAAAAGAACCAGACUUAGAGUUUGUAAAAUAUAAAACUCACAUACUUCGUGUAAUGGAAAAAUUUGAUAUUAUAGUUAAACCCCAGUUAACAGCCACCAACAACGAUUCCGGUCUGGUACAAAAUUUAUACUAUAUGCCAUGCAUCAUUACAACGCAGUCGACUUCUCUCGAUAUUAUUCAGAAAAGUUUCGGAAGUGAAAGAAGUACUUUUAAUUCUUCACCAUGGUUGAUACUUGAAUUCAAAUUUCUCCCCCUUGCUUAUUUCAAUCAUAUUCUAUUCUAUUAUAUUACAAGAUAUACAGUUUGUGAAGAGAAAGAGGGGCGAAAAACUUUAUAUAGAGGAAAGGCAUUGGUCAAUUUAGAUAAAACCGGAAUCAGAAAGUUGUAUAUCUGUUUCUCAAAGAAUGUUAUAGCCUUACAAAUAUGGCGAUUAGCUGUUGUCGAGUAUAGCCGAUAUGACACUAUUUUAGAAGAGCUUUGUAGAAAAAUUGUAACGUUAAAGAAAAAAUUAAGCCAGAACAUAUCUUACGAUAUAAAAGCGAAAUGCGGAAAUGGGGAUUACUCUAACAAACAAGGCAGAAUCACUUAUAAAGAACUUGGUGAAAUAUGCGAACAAGGACGCUACUGGUGUCCUGAACAUAAUGAAAUGCAUAAAAAAGACGACGUAGAGAAAACUUGGUUACAGCAUGUUGACAUGGUAAUUGCAAAAUUAAAUAAAGAGCAGGCUGAAAAUAAUCCACGGAAUAUUGUUGAAAAUAAAACAAGCAAAGAAGAACCAUUCACCCAUGAUCAAGCAUCUAUUAAAAACAACAUUCAUGUUUCUGUAAAGUUGCGUCAACAGUUAAAUAUAAAGAAGUCAAAGAAUGAAAGGCCAAAGAUUAGUAGCUUUAUCAAAACAGGCAAUACAUUAGUGUUAACCGACUAUAAAAAUUACCGACUUAUUAUUGGUAAUUCAGACGGUACAGAUAUCCAUCACAUUCCUCUGUCCUAUAAACCACAGUGUAUAACAGAGAUAGAUAGAAACACUGUAGCAGUAUCCUGUAUAGGAGUCAGUAGCAUACAUAUAAUAAAUAUAUCUACACGUUCUAUCGUCCGUACAAUCAAAACCAGUGGUUACUGCGGCGGAAUAUCAUAUAAUAAUAAUAACCUGUACGUUGUUAUUGAUGGGAGUAUUAUAGAUGUGAUGGAUCGGACAGGUAAAGUAAUACGUACUAUACCGGUACCUUCAGACAGUAUCGACAUUACAGUAGACAGAGACAGGUUGGUCUAUAUAGACUAUGCAUCAAUAUACUGCUGCUCGUUAGAUGGAAAGUUAAUUUGGCAGUUUCAAAAGUAUGAAUUUCUAGACUUAACUUGUGUUACAACAGAUAACGAGAGCAACGUCUAUGUGACUAAUGCGAGUACACACACUGUAAUAGUUGUAUCAGAUGAUGGGAAACAUCAUAGAGAAAUUCUUACUGAAUUAGAUGGAUUGAUAUGGCCGAAAGUAAUUUAUUUUGACAAAAAAGAAAAUAUUCUGCUUGUUUGUAAUGAUUGUGAUACUUUUCUUUUUGACGUCAAACAACAAUAGAAAUAAACAUGACUAAAUCUGUCAGACAAUGAGUUUAUAUGGACUACGAUCUUUUUGUGUAUUUCGUCAUCAAAAAAGAAACUUCUGUUUA
This is a messenger RNA of Mytilus trossulus (common blue mussel), 6598 nucleotides long. RefSeq lists its product as uncharacterized. Gene Ontology annotation, molecular function: protein binding. The record is from RefSeq and is a predicted model, not a curated record. The coding region runs from base 3361 to 6507 and encodes 1048 amino acids. The transcript has 10 exons. NCBI's taxonomy places the organism in Eukaryota, Metazoa, Mollusca, Bivalvia, Mytilida, Mytilidae.